This is a messenger RNA of Torulaspora globosa, 2304 nucleotides long. It is a transcript of the gene SIP1, whose product is annotated as Sip1p. Gene Ontology annotation, biological process: signal transduction. Gene Ontology annotation, molecular function: protein kinase binding. Lineage: Eukaryota; Fungi; Ascomycota; Saccharomycetes; Saccharomycetales; Saccharomycetaceae. The transcript has a single exon. The record is from RefSeq and is a predicted model, not a curated record. The coding region runs from base 1 to 2304 and encodes 767 amino acids. Gene Ontology annotation, cellular component: cytoplasm; nucleotide-activated protein kinase complex; nucleus.
AUGGGUAACACGCCUUCGGUUCAGCAGCAGCAGCAAUAUCAGCAACAUGCUAAUGCUGCUAAUGGUCAAGCCGAUGCCAUCCCUCCGUUUAAGCCAGGAAAUUACGCUUCAGAUAUUGUUAACAGCAGACAACAGAGUAUCACGUCGCAGCUCUUCCCCAGCAGGAAUACAAGACACCUGAAAUCCAAGAAGAUCGGCAGCAAGCGGGAUAAUAUUUAUCAUUCUCACACUCCCUCUUUGUUCAAGUCCGAUUAUUCAAUGGAAAACACAGUAAAGGAGGCCAGAGAGAGCGGGGGAUCUACGGAGAACAUUAAUAAUAACAUGGCAGGAUUGUCCUUAAAACCUUCCCAUGAUAAUGGCCAAGUGCCUUCUUUCUUAACUCCCGGCCAUUCUACCCCGACGGUUCAGCCAACUAGACAGGAUGCAGUGCCUGCGGCGGAUUUGCAAAAUAGACUGAAGAAUAGUUUAAAGAGCCCAAGGCAGUUCCAGGAUGCUGCUACUCAGAAUAGACCGAGUGUUGUGGCUCUCAAGAAGAAUCUAAUGAAUGAUAGCGAGGCGAGCUCUACGAGUCCGAGAUCCCCAUCUGCAGAUAACAGUGGAUCAGAGUGCGUCGAUAUCUACAGUGCUCUGCAUCUUCAGUUACCAAAGAGUCCGGCCAGCAAAACGAACGACGAAAAUAACGAUGCAGAUGCGGAUACGUCCGAUCUGGACGACAUCAGUGACGAUGGCUAUUUACAAUGCGAAGAUGUGGUGUUAAACCAGUCGUUUCUACAAAAUGUCUUAAGAAGGGAUAUGAAACGGAAGAGGCCAAAGAAUGCCAAAGAAAAACUAGGUAAUACAAGCCUCGUUGAACAAUCGAAGAUUGAUAAGAAUGCAUUUUCCUACGAAAGCCUAGAAAAUGGGAAUCUGCCUGAGUCAAAGAAGCUAAAAUCAUUAGGAUAUGGCACUGAUUUGCCCUCUUUUCAGUCUACUUCCAAUCCGACCACCAAAGAAGCAAGGAAUGACAGAUUUGAUGGUUUUGACCACCUGCACCACGAUUUAGGCUUUAACAGAAUCGAUUCCUUUGAGAAAGGUUCUAUUGAGCAUAGGGAGACUGAGCGCAUGUCACCAAAGAGACAUAACUCGUCUUCGAUAUCACCAUCUACCAGCUCUGUACUUUCAAAUGCGGAGCCGGAAAAGGUUCAUGUUAUCCUGAAGUGGCGAGAUCCAAUCGAAGAUCCUUCCAAGUGCAAAAUAACGGUGAUAAGCACUGAUAUUGCAUCCGCUUUGAACUUCGAUCCAUCCGACAAGUCUUUUCAUGGUACGUUUUCAAUGGAGUUUGAUGAAAAUGACAGGACAUUUUACGUCCCUGAUUUGUGGUUGCCACCAGGGAUUUAUAAGUUUCAGUUCAUCAUUAACGGUGAAAUAAGGCAUUCCAAUGCUCUUCCUUCAGCAACAGAUUCAGUGGGUAACAUAGUCAAUUGGUUCGAAGUACUUCCCGGUUAUGAGAAAGUUGAGCCUUACAGAAAUGAAAUCGAAGUUCCCAAUUACCCACAUCAAAUUAGCGAGCCUGAUAACAGCCACCGAAACCCUUCUCCCUCUCAAGGAACCUUGCUGGAACCUGUACCCAAUAGAGGAGAGAGACCUCUUUUAGCCGCUCGACAUACAUCUUCGUAUUCGAAUAGGCCGGAGAGGUCAGGGACACCGUAUUCAGACUACACGGGUGUCAGUCGCUGUAACUCGGCAAUGAGAAAAUCCCCAAUGAUGCAACAAACAUCAAGCAGCAUAGAUCUCAUAACAGCUUUAAAGCCCAAGAAAUAUGAAUAUUCCAAUGAAAUACCCGAACUAUUCAAAGCUGGUAAUUUCCUAGGUCAGAACGAUGAAAAUGAAUUUCCCACACCGCCACAGCCACCUGCGGAACCACCCUCAUAUGAUCAGCCCAGCUUCUUACAGAACGUAGUGGACUGUAAUCAAGAUAAUCUUUUUGCAAAUCUCCAGCAAGGUGGGCUUUUGGACGCGGAAACUGCUGAACAACUAUUCCUGGAUAAAUAUCCAGUACCAGACCUUCCUGUAUAUUUGAAUUCCACUUAUCUGAAUAAGAUAUUCAAUGAAUUCCAGAAACCCAACUAUUUAAGCGGGAAUUCUAACGGUUUGAAUCAUAUCAUUCCUCAUGUUAAUCUGAAUCACUUAUUAACUAGCAGCAUCAGGGAAGAGAUGAUCAGUGUGGGCUGCACGACCAGAUAUGAAGGCAAAUUCAUUACACAGAUAAUAUACGCACCUUGCUACUACGCAAGUGGAAGUAAGAAGGAAAGCAAUGGGAACUGA